AUGAGUGACGUAGCAAACAUCAAAGAGAUGUUGAUGAAUAUAUCCUCUGAUAGUGAAGAAUACAUUAGAGAGUUGAAUUCAAUAAUAUGUGAGCCCGAUUCUUUUUUACAACAGUUAAAUAAUGUUGAAGACAUCAGCAACAAAAAUAUCGCAGAGUUUGUCAUCACAAUCCAAUUCCACAUCUACAUUAACACGCGCAACACCAAUAUUGAAUUUAUCGAUUGGGUACUUUCAAAUCAAAAAGAGGAACUUAAUCAAGAUAUUUUAGCAUAUAUUUCUAUUAUAAAAUGCAAUUUCUCAGACCUAAUUCAACAAAAAAACUUCUCUCUUUUAAAUCGUACAUUAGAGAUAUUAAUUGCAAACUUCAAUAGGAAUAAAGACUUAAUCAUUGAUAUUAUCAACCAAUUUUACACUCAAAUAUUUAAUAAUUUUCAGAAUUUCAUUAAUGAAAAUGUCAAAAAUGAUGAUCUCCUUCUUAUCCAUACACAACUCAUCAAAUUACCUUUUCUUCCUCAAAUUGAUGAUUACUUUAAUCUUUUAGCUUCAAAUUUCAAUAAAAUUUCAGAUUCUUGCAGCAAGAUAAAUAAAAUUAAGUUUAUUACAUCAUUAUUUGAUUGCAUAGUUAAAAAUAGAUUAGACAACAUUGAUCAAAAUAUAUUAUCAAACAUCAUUAAGGAUUAUAUAUCUCCUGAAGAAAAAUAUGAUGAACAAGUUUCACAAGUGCGUUUGGUUAAUGCUGCAUAUAAAGUUCCAUUUGCAGUAACUAUAAAAGAUGUUGUUCCAUAUUUGAACAGCACUUUUAUUUCUGUUUCACAAGAAUCAUUAAUUUCCAUCAAUCGUUACAUCCACCAUAAUGACAAAUUAGAUCAAGAAAUAUUUAAUGCGGUUUUCUAUAGAGCUGUAGAAUAUAUUGAUUCAAAUUUGAUUUGUUAUGACACAAAUGAAUUUCGAUUUUACAUCCAAACAUUGAAAAAUUUUUUAAACAAACAAAUAAUUAAUUUGAAUUUAUAUGAAUAUGAAGGGUCCCAAAAAAUUGUUUAUUUCUCAUUAUCGGCCGAACUCAUUCGUUCUAACGAAAAUCCCGUACUCCGUGAUAUUUAUAUUAUCGAGGAUGACAACGCUGAUGUUUCUAGUAUGAGUGUUAAUAAAAUACUUUUAGAUUGGUGUACAAGGUAUGGAUAUGAUAUAACCAGUGAUGAUUUUCGUUAUCAACACAGCUAUUUCAAAAUGAUAAAUGCAGAACUGAAGUACAAACAACAUUAUUUUACACCUAAAAAACUUAAAAAAGAUUUUGAAAAUUUGCUUCUUCAUUAUUCUAUUUGUAAUGGAAACGAAGAAUAUACAAAUGAUGAGAAAAACAUUAUCGAAUUUUUCGAAUCAAAAUUAGGGAAUUUGAUUUAUUGUAUGGCUUCAAAUUUCAUCAGUUCAUCAAUCAAAAUUAAUAUAUCAAAAAGAUUAUAUACAGAUUUAUUAGAAGCAAAAGCAAAUAGACCUGAUGUUGUGAAAGCUUUAGCCCUUCUUUUGUUCGCAAAUCAUGUUGAUGGUGGAAAUCAAGAAAAUUCUUCUCAGGAAUAUAGUGAGAAAGCUGAGGACGCUUUGGAAACAAUUGAAAAGAAUUUCCCGCAAAUGCUGCCUCAUUUUAUCAUGAAAUUGGAUCCAAAGUUGAUACAAUCGACAUCAUCAAAACUAUUUGAAAAAAUCAAUAAUAAAAUAUGCGGAUCAAUUUGGGAUAGUGAAGGUGAAAUAAUAAAUUCAGACGAAAUUUGGAAUUAUAUUCAAUGUUUGCCAUUUAGUUGGGAUAACUUCGAGAAAUUUAAAGAAUUAUAUAGAAACACCGAAAUUCCUGAUUGCCUUGGACCUUAUGUAACUGUUGUAGUUUCUUUUGUUCAGCUUUACAAACCAUUCAAAGAGCCUUGGUAUGAAGAAUUCAUCCUCAUAUACAUGAGAAAAAGAUUGUCUUUCAUUCAAAGUAUCAAAUAUACUGUGAAAUCUAAGCAAGAAGUUAAACAAAUUUUAGAAGUUUUAUCUGAAAUUUAUAGAUUAAUGGCAUCUACUAAUUCUUCACAUUUCAAUAUACAAGAUGAUGAGAAAAAUAUAAAUUAUUAUGAAUGCAUUAAAGAGUUCUUGGCUGUUCUAUUAAUCAAAUACAAUGAUUGUUGUGAGAUUUUGAAUUAUUGUAUCAAAAUUUUAAUAGAAAUGGAUGAUUUCCAAUUGUUUAAAUACACAUUAUCUUUCUUAUUCGCUUCAGAUUUUGAUAUAUUCCUUCCAAAAUACACCAACUUAAUUAAGGAAGCUGUUAUUCCAUACCAUAAUUUGCUGGACGAUGAAAAACUUGUUAGUUACCUCAAUUUAUUUUUUGAUUCAAUUUCAUAUCCCGACUUUGUGGAGAUUCAUGAGGAUGAACAAACACUUGUAAGAUAUUUAUAUUUCAUAUCAAAAAAAGGUGAGUACAAGCCUUUAUUCAAAGAUAUUGGAACAUAUACUGAUUUUUGUGAAGCAUUAACUAUGCACAGAUUAAUUAAUCCUUAUGAUUUAUUUGAUUUACAACUGGAUUCAUAA
This is a messenger RNA of Trichomonas vaginalis G3, 2559 nucleotides long. RefSeq lists its product as uncharacterized. Lineage: Eukaryota; Parabasalia; Trichomonadida; Trichomonadidae. The coding region runs from base 1 to 2559 and encodes 852 amino acids. The record is from RefSeq and is a predicted model, not a curated record. The transcript has a single exon.